This is a messenger RNA of Linum trigynum, 1143 nucleotides long. Lineage: Eukaryota; Viridiplantae; Streptophyta; Magnoliopsida; Malpighiales; Linaceae. The record is from the annotation of a GenBank genome assembly.
CCAUUUGGCUCCUUCCAAUUUGCCACUUGCCACUCGCUCACUCCCUCUCUUCUCUUCUCGCUCUGCCGCCCGUCCUUCACACAAGAAACAAAAAUAUAGCAUUUGCUUCCGUUUGCAUCUCCAUUAUCUCCUAAUAUAACCACCACAAAUUUCGCAAGCCUCCGUCGCCGGCAACUAGGAAGAACGCAGGUUCGGCCCUUUUCCCCAAUUUAUGGCAGGGUGGAAGAAUCUGAAGCGGCGGUUGACUUUCAGGGGCUUGAGCGGCUGCUGUGGUGGCGCCGCCGCCGCCUGGGCCAUCGCCGGCCCGGGGGUCAUAAUCUCUGACCCCGAAGAACAAGGAGGGGAAGAAGGAGAAGAAGAAGAAACCACCGGCGGCGGCGACGAGCGGGAGGACGUGCCGAUGAUGCCCAUCACGCUCCGGCAGCUAAUCGGGGCGAGGCCGAGCGGGAUGAACCUGGCGAUGGCGCUGGCCGAGGAGCGGAAUUUGCGGGGCCCCAACGGCGGGGAUUCCAAGACGCUGAUGAGGCUGAUCGAGGAAACGGACGGCUCUGAUUGGCGGAUGACCAAGCGGAGGAGAGAGGAUGAGCCUCUGGAAGGAGUACUGGCAACGGACAAGAAGAAGGAGGAGGAGGGCGGGGAUUCGCUGUGCUGCGUGUGCAUGGAGAGGGAUAAGGGCGCCGCGUUUAUCCCCUGCGGCCAUACCUUCUGUAGGGUUUGUUCGAGGGAUCUGUGGGCUCAUAGAGGGUGUUGUCCCGUUUGCAACCGUCCGAUCUUGGAGAUCCUUGAUAUCUUCUGAUGGGCUACUGCACACCUAAUUAUCUCCUCCCUCACAUUGUUACUACUUGUUACUUGUUAGUUCCCUCCUCCCAAAAACAUUUGACUUUUGCUUUCCUUGUAAUUCUUGUUUGUACUUUGUAGUGAUUUUUCUUGUAAUUCCCAAGUUGUUAUUAGUAUAUAAAAAGUGAGUUGCUUGGUCAUGGAGAAAUGAUGUGACAAUUAAUGCAUGACAAGAAUUUUCCUCUUGCUAGACUAUUUGGUUGGGCGAACACUGAACAGUAGUGAUGGUAGUUUCCGCUUGAUUCAUUCGACGAUAUGAUAUGUUUUACAUCUGACUCGGUAAUUGAAUAGAAAUUUUGAGUUAUU